Molecule: messenger RNA, 1835 nt
Organism: Schistocerca cancellata (South American locust)
Lineage: Eukaryota; Metazoa; Arthropoda; Insecta; Orthoptera; Acrididae
Product: solute carrier family 22 member 7-like
Exons: 10
Coding region: 21-1835 (604 amino acids)
Biological process (GO): transmembrane transport
Cellular component (GO): membrane
Molecular function (GO): transmembrane transporter activity
Source: RefSeq, a predicted model, not a curated record
GCGACACUGUCAGUGCUAACAUGGAACUACUAGCAAAAGAUUGCGAGCAAGUAACGGCACCAGCAUUUGAGGAUGUUAUGGAGGCUAUUGGCGCAAGAGGGAAGUUCCAGAGGAGAUUUAACGUAAUCUUCACUUACUUGGGUGCCACUGUCAAUCUGAUGAGUGUACAUUUGUAUUACCUGGCAAUGCAGACUCCCGACCAUUGGUGUUACGUUCCUGGCAGAGAGAAUACUGGUUUGACUAUUGAUGAGUGGAAGAACUUAACUAUACCCAGGGGACAGGGUACGUUCAGCAAGUGCACGAUGUACAACGAUAGCCAUACGUACAAGGCUGCCAACAUUUCAGAAAUAAACUGCCAACACGGUUGGACCUACGACAACACGUGGUUCUCCAUGACUGUGCCAUCGCAGAUGAACUGGGUGUGCAGUAACACGUACAUUGUCAAUGACAUUAUGUUUUAUUCGCAAUAUGCCGCUGCUGUAAUGGGACUGCUCUUCGGCUACGUGGGAGACAUGUGUGGCCGCCGCUGGCAGCAGUUCCUGUGCUUGGCAGCCCACAUGAUCAGCAGGGUCGUGCUGAUUCUCGCACCAUCUAUUCCCAUGUUGUUUGCUGUGGGGGUGUCUCUGGUGGCAGCUGCAAGCGGACCAAUGUUCGAGUCAUCACUGUCUGUCGGACUCGAACUGACAACCAUCAAGCACCGUACGACUAUCAGCGCCAUGGCGUGCCUUUGUGCAGGAGCUGGAAUGAUGGCGGCUGGUUUGGUGGCGUGGAUCAUGCCCUAUUGGAAUUUUCUCUUCCUCUUUGCUGCAUUAUGUUGUCUUGCAUUGUUUUCAUUUUUCAGGCGGUUCCCCGAGUCGCCGCGCUGGCUGGCCUGCAGGGGGCGCCAGGAGGAGGCGCUCAGCCUGGUGCAGCGCAUCGCGGCCGCCAACGGCACUGCCGUGCCGCCGUUCACUCAGAGGGUACUACGCAACGCGGCCAGGAGCAAGCGCGACAGGAAGGGACUGCUCAGCAUUUUCUCCAGCUGGAACCUCUUCAAAAAUACAACAGUACUCGUCAUCGUCAGGUCUGUGCACGUGCUGACGAUGUUCUCGCUGGUGCUGAGCGUGGGAGGUGCCAGCGCCAACCCGUUCGCCUCGCUGGCCGCGAAGGGGGCAGCCCAGCUGCCCGGCUACCUGGCCGUCCGCCACUGUGCGUCCCGCUUCGGCCGCCGCUGGUCCGCUGUCGCAGCUCCCGUGCUGGCCGCUGCCGUUGGUUCUGCCAUCAUUCUCCUCAUGACAGCAGAUGCAUCCGGCACCUCCAUCACCGUGAUGACCAUCAUAAUGCAGUUCUGCACCACGGCUAGUGGUGCUAUAUCCAACCUGCAGAGCCUAGAAGUGCACCCCACGUGUCUGCGGCAGAUCACAGCUUCUGUCGAGUGGACGGUAGCCGCCAUCUUUCUAUCACUUACGCCACACUUUGUUUUCCAGGCGGGAUCAGUGGAUCGCCGGCUGCCAUUCGCCAUCCUCUCCGCACUGAACCUUCUGGCAGCUUUUGCUGCAUCUUUCUUGCCAGAAUCUGCAUUACAGAGAUUGCCUGAAUCUUUGGAGGAUGCCGCGUUCUUCGGCAAAGGCCGCCGCUGCACCCUGCUGGUUGGUCUGUUGAUGGCCGCCCCCGGACUGCUGCAGAUGACUGCUGGUGAUGUGUCGUACUCGCAUAUGUUGCCAUGCCGACCUCGUGCGUGGACAACUAAACUGCACCUGGACAAAUCAGAACUGCUGCGGAUGGCAGAAGCUGCCUUUCCUCAGCGCUCUGGCCCGAAAGGCUUCAUAUCUGCAGAUCCAUUUACCUUUUAUUGA